GUGCUAACAAAUAUCACAUCGACAUGGUAGUAUAUUCAAGACUGCAGGACAGAAUGGAACGGAUUUUAUUGGCAUACCUUAUAGCUGUAACAGCAAUAAAAGGAUCACAACAGAUAUCCCUGCCCUCGGAUCCCACAUACAAUGCUGGUGUUGUGGAAUUUCCUCCUGCCAUGCAGGGAUCGCCCAAGGCAAAGGUCAAAGACAACAUGGAACGCAUGAAAUCCAUUAUCGAAUCGGAUGCAACACAAAAUCUGGACAUUUUAGUUUUCCCCGAAUAUGUUCUGAAUAACAUGGAUAUGUUGACAUAUGUUCCAGAUCCCAAUGAUAAAAUUGUACCCUGUGAAUUGGCCAAUUAUGAUUGGUUUCUAACCGAACUUUCGUGUGCCGCUCGCAGUCGUAAUCUUUAUGUCGUUCUAAAUUUAGUUGAAAAGGUUAAGUGUAAUUCAAUGCAGGCGAAUUGCAACAAUGGUGUGGAAAUCUACAACACCAAUGUAGUAUUGGAUCGUCAGGGUCGUGUCAUAUCGCGUUAUCGUAAAACACAUUUAUAUCGCUACGAAUGGCGUUCGACGAAUGUUUUGGCGGAACCGGAAUUGGCAACAUUUACCACCGAUUUCGGUGUAACCUUUGGACAUUUCAUAUGUUUCGAUAUGCUGUUCUAUAAUCCUGCCAAGGUUUUAAUUGAUCGUUUGAAUAUAACGGAUAUUAUAUAUCCAACAUAUUGGUUUUCGGAAUUGCCAUUUUUAACAGCCGUUCAACUCCAAGAAGGUUGGGCCUUUGCCAACAAUGUUAACCUUUUGGCUGCCGAUGCCAGUUAUCCCCAGGGACAAAAUACCGGUUCGGGUAUCUAUGCAGGUCGUCUGGGUCGCCUAACAGCUACAAUACACGAAGAACCAACAUUAAAACUGCUAACAGCCAAGGUACCCAAACGUAAUGCACGCAACAGCUAUCAAUUGCCGACGGUUGUUAAACCUUUAUUCACGCCUCAAUUGGAGACACCACGUUUUACGAAAAUGUCGUUGCUACGAGAUUAUAAUGUGGAUAUUUUUGCCACCAAAUUGUUAGAGGAAAACUUUACCAAUACCAAAGAAUCCGUGUGUCACAACAAUUUCUGUUGCCACUUUGAUGUGGAGCGCAAGUUCAUACAGGACUCCGCUCAACAUGAGGCCUAUCGUUAUAGAUUGGCUGCCUUUAGUGGUAAUGAAACAACUUUCCAACGCAUUGAUAACAGCAAUCAAAGUGUGUGUGCUUUGAUUACGUGCACGGGUUCGGAGUUGUAUACCUGUGGCCAUAUAUUCCCCGAAAAUGUUGUUGUGGGAAAUAAAUAUUAUUUUAAUAGAAUUAAUAUAACUGGUAACUUCGCAAAGGCAAGUAGACGUGCCAUCAUGCCCAGUACCGUGAAUGCUGUAAUGAUGCCAUUGAGUGUAGAUAAUUAUGAGUGGUUGGAAGUGGAGGGCAACAAUACAAUCCGUAUUGAAAUGGUAUUGACUUCGCCUCAACAGGAUCUCUUGACAUUUGGCAUAUGGGCUAACUAUUAUAAUUAUGUGCAGAAUACCCACAAUCUAGAUGAGCCUGUGAUGACAGCGAUGUCUGGCCAGGCUUACAAGCCACAUAAUACAACUUCCCCUACAAGUGGUGUGGCUUCAACUUUUCUAAGUGGAGUCAAUUUUGUCUUCCUUUUGCCCAUUAUUGUUGCACUACUCCUAAAAUAUUAAUAGAGUAAUUACUAUACGACAACGAUAAUACCUUUACCUCGUGUCCAUCCAUCAGAGCUCUGUGCUCUACAAGGUUUCAAAACAAGUGAUUGUGGAAUUCUUUUUUGUGUAGAUGUGUGAAUUUAGCCUGGUAAAACGUUUCGAAAUUCACGUGUUAAUAAAUUGUACAUAUUUAUCCUUGUACCUUGACACAAUGUAUGGCCAAAUAACCUGUGAAUGUG
Musca domestica (house fly) is the source of this 1933-nucleotide messenger RNA. Its product is annotated as vanin-like protein 2. The transcript is spliced from 4 exons. Bases 24 to 1712 code for a protein of 562 amino acids. The record is from RefSeq and is a predicted model, not a curated record. NCBI's taxonomy places the organism in Eukaryota, Metazoa, Arthropoda, Insecta, Diptera, Muscidae. Gene Ontology annotation, molecular function: hydrolase activity, acting on carbon-nitrogen (but not peptide) bonds, in linear amides.